Jatropha curcas is the source of this 843-nucleotide messenger RNA. The record is from RefSeq and is a predicted model, not a curated record. NCBI's taxonomy places the organism in Eukaryota, Viridiplantae, Streptophyta, Magnoliopsida, Malpighiales, Euphorbiaceae.
AUGCAUCUAAACAAGGUUAUGAAGGAAUUUGUAGCUGAAAUUGCAAGCACAGGAAGGCUAAGGCAUAGGGAAACUGGUAGACUUUUAGGCUGUGCCCGCGAAAAGAGACACUUUCUUGCGUUUAUGAUUUACAUGCCUAAUGGUAGUCUUGAUGCUCACUUAUUUGGUAAGAAAAAUCCUCUUCCAUGGUCUGUACGUUACAAAAUAUCACUUGGUCUAGCCUCGGCUUUGCUUUAUCUUCAUGAAGAAUGGGAGCAAUGCGUAGUGCAUAGAGAUGUUAAGUCGAGCAAUGUAAUGCUCGACUCUAAUUUUAAUGUGAAGCUUGGUGACUUUGGUUUAGCGCGUCUUAUGGACCAUGAACUCGGUCCACAGACAACUGGGUUGGCCGGAACUCUGGGUUACUUAGCUCCGGAAUACAUGCUCACAAGAAGAGCUAGUAAAGAAUCAGAUGUAUACAGCUUUGGGAUCGUGGCUUUAGAAAUUGCCAGUGGGAAAAGAGCAGUUGAUCAUAUAAUUAAGCAAGAAAAUGACAUGAAUUUAGUAGAGUGGAUUUGGGAACUUUAUGGGCAUGGUAAGCUUCAUUUGGGUUUUGACAAGGAACUUUAUAUGGAUUUUGAUGAGAGGCAAAUUGAGUGUCUGAUGAUCGUUGGAUUAUGGUGCGCUCAUCCUGAUCGUGCUCAUAGGCCUUCAAUAAGACAAGCAAUUCAAGUUUUGAAAUUUGAGAAUGAAAUUCCAUAUCUUCCUUCUAAAAUGCCUGUGCCUAUAUUUCAUAUCAGCAAGGCCUACAAUAAGGCAAUGUUUUGCCAUAUCUUGCAUGAAUGUUUACAAUGCACCAGGAUAUAG